GUGCAAUAAUACAAAAAAAAAAUAUUAUUGUUAUCUAUUGUUAUCAGCUCUACCGGCGAUUAAAUAUUGUCGUAAACUGUAAAAUGAAUACAUUUCUGAAACAUUGUAGAAGUCUGCUUAAUAAAAAGGUCACGAAAACAGUAAUUAUUGGAAAUGAGAGCUGCGAUUUGGACUCAGCUGUAUGCUGCCUAUCACUCGCCUUUUACCUAUGGAAGUAUCCCAAUUUGAUCACCCGAAUUCCGUAUGUCGAAAACGUUCUUCCAGUAUUGAACGUUCCACGGGAAGAGUUGGUGUUGAAAACGGAAGUGGUGUAUUACUUAAAAUCAAACCAAAUCAAUACUGAAGAUUUGAUUUGUCGCGAUGAAGUGAAUCUAGAAAACAAUGUUGAUAACUCUAUCAAAUUUAUACUGGUUGAUCAUCAUAUAACUGGACCUAAUCGUGAAAUCAUUGCUACUGUUGAUCACCGUCCAGUGGAUCCUAGAGCACAGUUCGAACAAAACACAUUUAAAUUUAUUGAAUUAGUAGGAUCGUGCUCAUCUCUAGUAACUAAACUAAUAUACGAUUCAGAAAAUGUUGAUCGCGAUGAUAAUGAACAUUCAACACCUCUUAAGUUGCUGUAUGGUGCAAUUAUCCUUGAUACUGUAAAUUUUUCUGAGGCCGCCGAUAAAGCCAGAGCAUUAGAUCAUGAUAUGGCUAAAUUUAUUGAAAGUUUCCUGAAAAUAUCUAACGUGCCAGAUUAUCGCGACAACCUCUUCAAAACACUGGUAGAUCAAAGAAGUGCUAUUUCAGGACUUGAUACGUAUCAAAUUUUGUUGAAAGAUUUAAAAUUAUUAUCUAGAAAUGGUCGCACAGUAGCUAUUCCUGGCUAUCCAAUGUUAGUUCAAGAGUAUAUAAAAUUACAAAAUUCUGAAAGUAACAUAAUUAAAUUUGCUGGCAAUACUUCUUCAAAUGUGGUCGUCCUGAUGGGCAUGAAAGUAAACAAUGUUGAUGGUUCUAUGCGAAGAGAUCUUGGAAUAAUCAAUAUUGAUGAUAGCAAGUUAGCUGAAAUGAUAAUUUCAAAAAUACUUACUAACGAGUGUCCCAGUUUUCAAGUUUCUACACUAGACUGCAUGUUUUUGAAUGGUACCUUUCUUGAACAAAACAAUAUAAAAGCAUCGCGGAAGCAACUAUUGCCAUUAAUAAAUGAAUGUUUGGAUACUGCACGGUAAUCCGGUAUUUGCUUCAUU
Messenger RNA from Uranotaenia lowii, 1226 nucleotides. It is a transcript of the gene pn, whose product is annotated as exopolyphosphatase PRUNE1. Lineage: Eukaryota; Metazoa; Arthropoda; Insecta; Diptera; Culicidae. Gene Ontology annotation, cellular component: cytoplasm. Bases 84 to 1208 code for a protein of 374 amino acids. Gene Ontology annotation, molecular function: exopolyphosphatase activity. The record is from RefSeq and is a predicted model, not a curated record. The transcript has 4 exons.